Molecule: messenger RNA, 1205 nt
Organism: Gossypium arboreum
Lineage: Eukaryota; Viridiplantae; Streptophyta; Magnoliopsida; Malvales; Malvaceae
Exons: 2
Coding region: 27-1043 (338 amino acids)
Source: RefSeq, a predicted model, not a curated record
UUUGGAUCAUAAUUUUUUUUCUUAUAAUGGAGAUUAUAAGAAGCAGCUCUAUUUUUAUCAUUUUGCUCGUCUUUGUGUCAACUGCAAUUCAAUCAAAAGCAGAUUCUGUGUAUUGCAGUAAUCCAAGAAGCCGAUGCUAUGGAAAGUACAUAGAAUGUCCUUAUGAAUGUCCAAGCACUAGCAACGGCAAUUACAAAGCUAAAGUCUGUCAUGUUAACUGUGAUUCACCCGUCUGCAAAUCUUAUUGUAAACAUCGUAAACCAGACUGUAAUGGUCCCGGAUCGGCCUGUUACGAUCCUCGUUUCAUUGGUGGUGAUGGCAUUGUGUUUUAUUUCCAUGGAAAGAGCAAUGAGCAUUUCAGCUUGGUGUCCGAUACCAAUCUCCAAAUCAACGGUCGCUUCAUCGGUCAUCGUCCCGCUGGUCGAACCAGGGACUUCACUUGGAUUCAAGCGCUUGGGAUCUUAUUCAACUCUCAUUCUUUCUCCCUUGAAGCCAUCAAAGCUGCAACAUGGAACAAUGAAGUGGACCAUUUAAAGUUUAGUUACAAUGGGGAGGAUUUAAUUGUCCCAGAAGGGGCUUUGUCCAGUUGGUAUUCACCUGAAAAAGAUGUGAAGGUCGAAAGAGUUGCAAAUAAGAACAGUGUGAUUGUAACAUUGAAAGAUAGUGCAGAGAUAAUGGUGAAUGUGGUUCCUGUGACAAAAGAAGAUGAUAAAAUCCAUAACUACAAAGUACCAUCUGAUGAUUGCUUUGCUCACUUGGAAGUUCAGUUUAGGUUCUUUGCCCUUUCACCUAAGGUGGAUGGGGUGCUCGGCAGGACUUACCAGCCGGAUUUCCAGAACCCGGCAAAACCCGGUGUGGCAAUGCCUGUUGUUGGUGGUGAAGAUAAGUAUGGGACCACUGAACUUCUUUCUGCAAAUUGCUUAACUUGUUUAUACUCGCCGGAAAAUAGUUCGAACCAGGAGAUGACAUCUGUGACUGAAUAUCUAACUCUUGAUUGCACCCGUAGGGCUUUAGCUGGAUAUGGAAUUGUUUGCAAGAAAUAAUGGAAUAAUGGGUUUUAUUAGUUAAAAGAUUAGAAGCUUUUAUGGCUAUGGCUUCUGUCAAUAAUGUUAUGUAUUCGAAUACUAUAUAUAUACAUAUAAUGUAACUUUUAUGUUGUUUAUGUCUGCAUUGAUGGUUGUAUAAUGGAACAUAGUAAUUGUAAU